Planococcus citri (citrus mealybug) is the source of this 800-nucleotide messenger RNA. RefSeq names its product V-type proton ATPase subunit e-like. Gene Ontology annotation, molecular function: proton-transporting ATPase activity, rotational mechanism. The transcript is spliced from 4 exons. The record is from RefSeq and is a predicted model, not a curated record. Gene Ontology annotation, biological process: proton transmembrane transport. Gene Ontology annotation, cellular component: plasma membrane proton-transporting V-type ATPase complex; proton-transporting V-type ATPase, V0 domain. The coding region runs from base 218 to 460 and encodes 80 amino acids. NCBI's taxonomy places the organism in Eukaryota, Metazoa, Arthropoda, Insecta, Hemiptera, Pseudococcidae.
UUAUCAUUUUUCACCCAUCAGCCCAUCCCACUCCCAUUUUUGAAGCGAUAAAAGUGAAAAUUGGUAAUUAUUUUGGUUAAAUUUAUUAUAUUCGAGCAUCAGGGGUGAAUUUUUCAGUCCUUACACUAUAAUGUUACAUCGUCUUUAGUUCAAUUCACAUCCGAACGUUCUACUUAUCGUAUACUUCACUUUAGUACAUUCAUCUUGGAUACUUGAAAUGGGUGCUGCAUUUUGGCCAGUUGUGUUGGUUUCUGCUUUUUGGGGCGUCGUCGGAAUAGUUUUACCGUUUUACACGCCUAAAGGACCGAACAGAGGAAUUUUCCAAUUGAUAUUGAUGUUGACUGGAGCAACGUGUUGGCUGUUUUGGUUAUGCUGUUAUAUGGCUCAAAUGAACCCUCUGAUUGGACCGAAACUUACUAAUAACACUCUUAUAUUGAUGGACGCAGCAUGGGGUCAAUAACGAAUACUCCAGUAGCUGAUAUCAUUGUAGAUUGUAAUUUACCGUAUCGAUCGGAUUAUCAUUCAAUUUCAUCUUGUAUUUGUUUUUGUUUCAAUGUAUCGUCAAGUUUAUUAUGUAUUUCGAAUUAUUUAAACAAAAAAAAUGUAUAUUAUUCAAAUUUAUUACUAAACCGUUUACCUUUUUGAUAUUCGUUGGAAGAACUUGUCAUUAUAUUAUUAUUCAUUAAGUGUAUCGAAUUUUAUCAUUUUAAGGUACUUGUAAUUUAGCUCGCUUUCAUUCCAUUGUUUUUGAUUUACUUUAUUUCGUUACCAAUAAUAAUAUAUUGCAUUAUGUAAUUCGA